AUGGAUCCCCGUACCAGUGCCCUGGACUUGAUACGAUGUGACCUGUGUGGGACCGCUGUGUGUCUUGCAUCUGAUCAACACCUGGGUCAUAGUAAUAAGUUAUCAGAAAUCUUAAAGAUAGUGGAUGAUAAAAAGAGCAAAAUCAUCAAAGAUCAAAUUGAAUUAAAGGAGAAAAUUUAUCCCACCUAUCAGGACAUUGCCUCUGAUGUACAAAAAAGAAUGAAUGAAGUUGAUGAGAUGAAAAACACACAGUUACAAACUCUACAAAAACAUCUGGUUGAAAUAAAUGACAGCCUUUCUGAAAUCAAGGAUGUAAUCAAUUCAGUUGAAAUGGCUUUAGACACAAAUGACACGUCAAAACUGUUCGCUGUUAAGUUAAAUUUAGACAGAUAUAGAAAGCUUCCACAAAAGGUUCUGCCUUCAAAUCUGAAAUUCUUGCUAGAGAAAAUUCAACGAAAAGAACUCAGUAAUCUGUUUGGAACUUUAUUAUCAAGUUCUUUAACUUCAGAUGAACAUGGUUACAGCAUGAAGACAACACAGAAAUCACCAGAAACUGGAUCCUCUCCUCCAGUCAAACAGCUGCUUGAUGAACUAGAGACAGUCAUCACCAUAGAAACUGGGUAUGGAAGCCUUGACAAUGUGGCCUGUCUGAGUGAUGAAGAAAUCUUGAUGAGUGGAAAUGACGAAACUAUGAAAAUCUACAAUAUCAAUCAGGGAUCACUACUCAAGUCAAUCACAACCAAGUCAGGGUACAAACCAUCUGACAUAGCAGUGACAAAAAGUGGAGAUCUAGUUUAUACUGAUGACAGUGAUAGAACUGUGAACAUUAUAAAGAAUGAGAAGAUAGAGAAGGUGAUCAGAUUACAGAACUGGAGACCUGACGGUGUCUGUUGUACCUCCUCUGAUGACCUCCUGGUUAUCAUGGAAAGUGAUGAUAAACAAACAAAAAACAGACCAUUCAAUCCGCUAGGAAUCACCACAGACAGUCAGAGUCACAUCCUUACAGCUGAUCCUAAAAAUGACUGUGUCCACAUCAUAGACCAGGAUGGACAGUUCCUCCGUUACAUAGACUGUGGACUGAGUUAUCCCUGGGGACUGUGUAUAGAUACAAAUGACAGUCUGUUUGUUGCUCAGAUGGAAAACAGACAAUUGAAGAAAAUCAAAUAUCUGAAGUGA
Molecule: messenger RNA, 1176 nt
Organism: Saccostrea cuccullata (small rock oyster)
Lineage: Eukaryota; Metazoa; Mollusca; Bivalvia; Ostreida; Ostreidae
Product: tripartite motif-containing protein 2-like
Exons: 4
Coding region: 1-1176 (391 amino acids)
Biological process (GO): protein polyubiquitination; proteasome-mediated ubiquitin-dependent protein catabolic process
Molecular function (GO): protein binding; ubiquitin protein ligase activity
Source: RefSeq, a predicted model, not a curated record